CCACCACCAGAACAACCAAAACCACCGCAAGAACUUCGAAGACCAUCGAAUGCGGCCUUGAAUAACCCUCCUAAUCAAUUACCGCCUCCAGCCACUAUUGCGGCCGGUAACGAACAACAUAUUAAUAAUGGUCCUCCAAAUAUGCCACAGGGAGUGCCAAAUCGUUCAACGACAAGCAGUGUGUAUAGACCCUUGAAUGUGAAAGAUGCAUUAUCGUACUUGGACCAAGUUAAGAUUCAGUUCUAUAACCAAGCCGAUGUAUACAAUAACUUCUUGGAUAUCAUGAAAGACUUCAAAUCCCAAAGCAUCGACACCCCUGGUGUCAUCGAUAGGGUCUCUACCUUGUUUAGAGGACAUCCAAAUUUGAUUCAAGGCUUUAAUACGUUUUUGCCCCCGGGAUAUCGUAUUGAAUGUUCCCUAGACCCUUCCGAUCCAAAUCCAAUAAGGGUCACAACUCCAACAGGAACAACCACAAGACCAAAUAUUGGAUAUAACCAGAAUUGGGGCAAUGAUUCUAACCAGGAACAACCUGGUCAAAUGCAACAUGCGAAUCAGCCACCUAUUCCUGGAUCGUCCCCAGGGCGUUUCAUUCUAUCACACGAGCAACAACAACAGCAACAACAACAGAAUGGUGGACAGAUUGAAUUUAAUCAUGCCAUUUCUUACGUCAACAAAAUCAAAACUAGGUUUGCAAAUCAGCCGGAUAUUUACAAACAAUUCUUAGAGAUUUUACAAACGUACCAACGCGAGCAGAAACCAAUUGGUGAGGUAUACGAACAAGUAACGGUUCUAUUUUCGAAUUCCCCAGAUUUAUUGGAUGACUUCAAGCAAUUCUUACCUGACACUAGUAAUCAAGGGUAUUUGCAACAGCAACAGGUCCAAGAGAACUUGUUCUAUGGUGCAAACAAUGGUACCUCGCAGCUACCACCAGUUGGUAACUUUCAACCACCCACGGGAUCAACUGGUUUAAGCCCGAAUGGAUCCCAAGGACAAUUUCAGCAUGGUUAUCCAAUGAUUUCUGGUGUGCCUGGAAAGCAAGAUGUUGCUUCAAUUCUUGAAGCGAAUGAAGAUCCAAAUAUGAUGAGAAGAAAGAAGGGGUCUGUAUCGGAGGCUUAUCCUUAUGAUUACAACUAUAAUUCUGAAUCUCAAUAUUCCAGUUUACGUACAGGUGCACAGCCUUCUAAAAGUAAUAGAAUUGGGUCCACUAUAAAUAAAUCUGGAGCUGUUGUUACAAAUCCGACAUUGGUUCCCGGUAUACCGGAACCUGUGCCACCUUCUACAGCUGCUAAAUCCUCAAUGCUGGAAGAGAUAAGUUUCUUCGAUAAAGUUAAGAAAGCAAUUGGAAACAAGCAAACUUACAAUGAAUUUUUAAAGAUUUUGAAUUUAUUUUCUCAAGACAUUAUUGACAAAGAAACAUUGGUUGAAAGGGUAGAUUCAUUCAUAGGUGAUAAUCACCCUGACUUGCUUAAUUGGUUUAAAAUGUUUGUGGGUUAUGAAGUCAAGCCACAAAAUAUUGAAUCAAUUACAUUCAAAAAGCAUCAACUAGAAUUGUCAUUGUGUAGAGCUUAUGGACCUUCUUACAGACAAUUGCCUAAAGCAGAAACAUACAUGCCAUGUUCUGGAAGGGACGAAAUGUGCUGGGAGGUAUUGAAUGAUGAAUGGGUCGGUCAUCCAACAUGGGCAUCGGAAGACUCUGGAUUUAUUGCUCAUCGUAAGAAUCAAUAUGAAGAAAUUCUUUUCAAAAUUGAGGAAGAAAGACACGAGUUUGAUUUUAUCAUGGAAUCCAACUUGAGAACAAUCCAGACAUUAGAAACAAUUGCCAAUAGGAUCGCUAAUAUGACUCCUGAACAGAAAGCUAGCUUUAAGUUACCUCCUGGUCUUGGCCAUACAUCAAUGACAAUUUAUAAGAAAGUCCUUAGAAAAAUUUAUGACAAGGACCGUGGGUUCGAAGUCAUUGAUGCCCUUCAUGAAAACCCAGCAAUUGCUGUUCCUAUUGUUUUAAAGAGAUUAAAGCAAAAAGAUGAAGAAUGGAAAAGAUCUCAACGAGAAUGGAAUAAGGUAUGGAGAGAGAUGGAGCAAAAGGUAUUCUAUAAGUCUUUAGACCAUUUGGGUUUGACUUUUAAACAGGCUGAUAAAAAGCUAUUAACUACUAGACAGUUGGUUAGUGAAAUAAGUACUGUCAAGGUCGAGCAACAGAACAAAAGAUUACAUCCUUUAACUCCAAAGCCACAAGAACAACUAAAUUAUAAGUUUGAAGAUUAUGAAAUUUUGAUAGACAUUCUUAAAUUAGCUGAUGUUUUUAUAAAUCGUUCUUCAAACUAUUCCGCCAAUGAUAGGGAAAAAUUGAGUCAAUUCUUUCAAUUUUUCUUGUCUCGCUUCUUUAAUAUAUCAACUGAACAGAUUAAGGAAUCUUUGUCUGAAAGAGAAAAAGUCAACAAACCUGAAGAGAAGAAUGCAGAUGAUUCGAUCGGCGACUCUUCUGAAACCCAAGUCGACAGCACGACUGCGAAGAAGCGUCACCGUGAAAACGAUUUGUUACGUGACGUCUUGAAAAAGCAGUCAAAAUCAAGAAAAGAUGAUCGCGCUGAAUCUCCUUCCCAAGUCUCAAGCGAAUCUGAAGAUCAAGAAAAUGCAGAAGACGUUAAUAAAUUGAGCGAAUUAUGGAUUAAGGCCACUUCUUCCCAACCUGACUUAGGAAAUAACACUAAUAAUAACGACGAAAAGCGUGACAAAUAUAAUUUGUUUUGUAACACGAUCAUCUACGUGUUUUUCCGUCAUUUAAGAACAUUAUAUGAAAGAUUGAAGGAAAUCAAAGCUAUGAAUGCAACUGUUGGUAAGGAGAUUAGGAGUAGGAAAUCUCCUCAAUUUGCGAAAGAUUUAAACUUGCUUUCUCAUCAACUUGAAGAUAUGGGAAUUCAAAUUUCGGGAUCGAAAGACUGUUAUGCGCAAGUAUUAAACUUAUCAGAAAAAUUAAUUGAGGAUGAUAUAGAACAUCAAUGGUUUGAAGAAACACUUCGUCAAGGUUAUAGAAAUAAGGCCUAUAAAAUUUAUACCAUAGAUAAGGUUGUGCAAGCUAUGGUUAAGCAUAUGCAUACAAUCGUAACAGAUAGCAAGACUUCUGAAAUAAUGGUUUUAUUUGAAUCUGAUAGAGGAAAUCCAAUUUCAACCGCGAAGGAUCAAAUAUUGUAUCGUAUGCAAGUGAGAUCUCUCAUGACUACAGAAGAAAACAUGUUCAAGAUUACAUUUAAGGAAGGUGAUAAUUCAGUUAAUAUUCAAUUUGUUAGUCUUGACGACCUAACAAUUAAUGAUCAUGAAAACGCAGAAGAGAAGUAUAAUUAUUACGUUACUAGUUAUGUUAUGUCACACCCAACUGAAGGUGUAUCUGCUUCAAAAAUUAAUAUGCCUUUUUCGAAAUCAUUCAUAGAAAGUGUCGAUGAAGAUCAAUGUGAUGGUCGUGUUAACACUGGGUUGAAGGUAUCAGUUUGUGAAAAUUCGUAUCGCUUAUUCUUUGAAGCUGACACGCAUGAUGAGUUUACUUCUAAUUUUGUUUAUAACAAACGAUCAGAAGACUCUAAGAGUAAGACAGAUAAGGUCGAAGCAUUGAAGAACUUGAUAAAUGACGAAGAAACUGGAUGGAAACUGAUGUUAUCGGAUGAUAAUACUGAUACCUGCGAAGAAAAAGUCAAACUUUUAUUCGAGAAGGGUGCAAAAGCUUAUAAAGAAUUUGUUAAAGAAAACGAAGAGAAAAAGGAGGCUAGAGAAGAGGGGGAACAAGAAGUGGUUGAACCUGAAAAUGAAGGAGAGAAACAAAAUGAAAAUGCUGAAAAUUCCUCAAAUAAGGAAGAAACAGAAAAUUCGGCUCCAAGUAAAUUACUUGCCGCACCAACUAUCAGUAGUAAGGCUGGUCACGACAAUGAUGCUGAUACUACAGUUAUUCAAGAAAACAAUGACACCACAAUCCAACAGGAUGGUAAUGAUACCACGGCAGAUGAAACAACUGUUAAUCAGGAUGAUGCAUCAAUGUUGGCAGAGGGUCAACAAUCUGAACAAACUUCCACGAGUGGGAAUGAUAGAAAGGAUUAG
Debaryomyces fabryi is the source of this 4083-nucleotide messenger RNA. RefSeq names its product transcriptional regulator (gene SIN3). Gene Ontology annotation, cellular component: Sin3-type complex; chromatin. Gene Ontology annotation, molecular function: transcription corepressor activity. The annotation marks the transcript as partial. Gene Ontology annotation, biological process: negative regulation of transcription by RNA polymerase II. The record is from RefSeq and is a predicted model, not a curated record. The transcript has a single exon. NCBI's taxonomy places the organism in Eukaryota, Fungi, Ascomycota, Pichiomycetes, Serinales, Debaryomycetaceae.